UUUCCAUGUUUACAUUUUGCUCUUUUUGAUUUCACAAUAGUUUUCCUUCGUUUUUUCAUAAAAUUUUAGCAUUCUGGUGUAUCAAAUUUCACCUUUUGGCGUGAUUUACAGUUAGAAGAAUAUCUAAUUUUGUCACCCCUUUUAUUUGUUUAUUUAUAACUCAGUAAAUUGGAGUGUUCAUUGCUUAUAUAGCGGUGUUCGAGUUUGACUCUGCUCUUGUCUCUUCUCACCAACUUCUCACGCAUCCAUUCAAUCUAUUCAAAUUUUGCUCUUUGUUUUUCGCACGAACUUCAUGUGCAAUGUCUAAUGAAGAUUCUGAAAAGACAUUAUCAGACCACUUCGAUGAAGCUCUCAAAAGUUAUGAGAGUAUCUGCAAUUGCUCCGAACCAACUAACAGUCCAGAAAUUCAGUACCGAGUUAAAAAGUGUAUGAAUUUGCUGGAAGAUACAACUCGAUUGGUAUCGGAGACAGGCAUGUUCAGCUCCAAUGAGUCCAUCAGUGAAAUCGCAACUUCUCACAUAAAAUUCCUACUUCUGCCUGCUCUUUUGGGGUCCUUGGCAUUAAAAUUAACCACAUCAGGAGAUAGGACUGAAAUUGUUCAAACUGCAGAAGUUUAUUUCAGAGACUUCUUGCAGCGCUGUAAAGAUUAUGGACUCACAGAUAUUCAACUUCCUCCAGCUCUUGAUGAGGAUGAAACUGUCGCUGAAAAGCCCACAGCUGGACCUUGUCCAGGAAUUGAUUUCAUUGGAAUGGCACAAAGGAGACAAACUAAGAUUCAGCAGUAUCAUCAACAAAAAGAACUAGAAGCCAAAUUAUCUAUGUUAAAAGAGGAAAUGUCUCGAAACGUUGAUGAGGAAAUUAAGCGAGAAUACUUUAUUUCACUAGUAAAAUCUUAUGUUCACAAGAGUUUUGAAGACUUAGAAUGUGUCAUGUCUGAAAAAGAGAUGCUUGUAAAAAUGGCAGCUAUGAGGAGUAAGGCGAAAAAUGAAGGUUUACCCGAAGUUCGCAACAAUGUCAAGACGAGGCCUCUUGUCCCGAUAAUCAUCACCAAAAAUGAAAUUCAGAAGCAAGUGUUUGGUGCAGGUUAUCCUAGUCUACCAACUUUUACAGUUCAAGAGCUUUAUGAACAAAGAAUUAAGGAUGGAGUAUGGAGCAAUCCAGCAGAAACUUCAGCCAGAAGCUUGCAAGGUCUGUGUGAUCCUAAUGCUCACUUGACGAAAGAAAGAGAAGAAAUGGAAGAAGAGAAGGCCAUCGAAGAGGAUGAUCCAGAGACUCUCGCUAGGGCCCGAAUGAUGGACGAAUUCAAAGAUGAAGUGAAAAGAGGAUCUGGCAACAGAUAUAACCGCAGCUAAAAUUGAACUUUAGAAAUUGACACUAUCACUGUGUGAAUGAUGAUUUCAUUUCUUGUCAAUCCUUUUUUUUGUGAUCAAUGUUAUUUUUUUUUACAUUAUCACCCAUUAUGGUUGAUUUUAUCCAACCCUUAAAGACUAUUGUCUUUUGUUUCCUAUUUUUGAUGUCUAACACUAGGUGGAUAAGUUCUAAAACAAAUUGCUGUACAAAGUUGAGUAUCUGGAAUCCCUUUUUGUUUUCUGCCCCGUCUAUAUUUUCAGUCCUUGUAGAAAGUAAGAAUCCAAACAAUAAAAAAUGUGAUCUAUUCGUUUACA
Bemisia tabaci is the source of this 1664-nucleotide messenger RNA. RefSeq names its product immunoglobulin binding protein Tap42 (gene Tap42). Gene Ontology annotation, biological process: regulation of signal transduction; regulation of dephosphorylation. NCBI's taxonomy places the organism in Eukaryota, Metazoa, Arthropoda, Insecta, Hemiptera, Aleyrodidae. Gene Ontology annotation, molecular function: protein phosphatase 2A binding. The record is from RefSeq and is a predicted model, not a curated record. Gene Ontology annotation, cellular component: cytosol.